GAGCAGCCUGUGAGGAUGGGAGAGCAGAGGAUCGAGGCUCUGCUCUCAUUUUCCUCCCUGAGUCUCUCAUUUCCACUCUGGAGCAGCCGAGGGACCCUCAGGGUCGAAGGUUUCACCCUGUCUGCUCCUUCUGACAGCACCUCCCGACCCCCCCAGCCCUCAUGGAGGGGCUCCCAGCCCAGCACUGAAGGCAGCCCAGGGACACAGGCAGCAAGAUUUCAGCAGUGUUGAUGAACCGAUUACUGGGGCUCGCAGUUGGUGGACACAUGAUGGUCACUUCCCUCUCUUGUUCCUGUACGCUGUGAUUUGCUCAUGUCUAUAAGAAGGAAGGAUGGCUCAUGGUAUUCCCUCACAAGGCAAAGUGACAGUAACGGUGGACGAAUAUAGUUCCAAUCCCACCCAGGCAUUCACACACUAUAACAUCAACCAAAGCCGAUUCCAACCUCCGCAUGUCCACAUGGUAGACCCCAUCCCUUAUGACACUCCCAAACCAGCCGGCCACACGCGUUUUGUCUGCGUCUCUGACACACACUCCAGGACAGAUGGUAUCCAGAUGCCAUACGGGGACAUCCUUCUGCACACAGGCGAUUUCACAGAACUGGGACUGCCUUCCGAGGUUAAGAAGUUUAAUGACUGGUUAGGAACCUUACCCUACGAAUUUAAAAUCGUGAUUGCUGGGAAUCAUGAACUUACUUUUGAUAAGGAAUUCAUGGCCGAUCUUGUUAAACAGGAUUACUACCGCUUUCCCUCAGUUUCCAAAUUGAAACCCGAAGACUUUGAUAACGUGCAAUCGCUCAUCACUAACAGUAUUUACUUGCAAGAUUCAGAAGUGACUGUGAAAGGAUUCCGAAUAUACGGCGCACCAUGGACACCAUGGUUUAAUGGAUGGGGAUUUAAUCUUCCUCGAGGCCAGUCUCUACUUGACAAGUGGAACCUUAUCCCGGAGGGCAUCGACAUCCUAAUGACUCAUGGACCUCCCCUCGGUUUCCGGGACUGGGUCCCUAAGGAGUUACAGAGGGUCGGGUGUGUAGAGCUUCUCAACACCGUGCAAAGGAGGGUCAGGCCUAAGUUGCAUGUAUUUGGUGGAAUCCAUGAAGGUUACGGGAUUAUGACUGAUGGUUACACAACGUACGUCAAUGCCUCAACGUGUACAGUCAGCUUUCAACCAACCAACCCUCCCAUUAUUUUUGACCUUCCUAAUCCCCAGGGAUCAUGAAGACCCUUUUGCACAUCAGAAAAAAAUGGGUCUAUAAACUGCUAAAACUGCAUUUUUUUCCCCCUUUUUAAUAAUAUCCACGCCUCUGUUGGUCUUUGUAACUAUUUAAAGUUCCUUUUCUCAUCUUCUUUUGGGUUUUGGUACAAGUUUUUUUUUUUUCUACUUUUAAUUUAUCAGUUUUUAUUGUAUCCUCAGACCGCUGUUGUAAAUUGUACAUAUCCCAGGAGGGUCCCCAAACUAUACAUUACAUUAAUAAAAAG
Bufo bufo (common toad) is the source of this 1476-nucleotide messenger RNA. RefSeq names its product metallophosphoesterase domain containing 2 (gene MPPED2). The coding region runs from base 332 to 1216 and encodes 294 amino acids. Gene Ontology annotation, molecular function: hydrolase activity. The record is from RefSeq and is a predicted model, not a curated record. The transcript is spliced from 8 exons. NCBI's taxonomy places the organism in Eukaryota, Metazoa, Chordata, Amphibia, Anura, Bufonidae.